CAAGCAAGACUCGGAGUAGACUUACGAAUUUCGAAGGUCUGGAUGACCACUUGUGCCCAAGAUAUCAUAUAAACGAUUAGCGCCGCCGUCAGCGCAUGAACGCCAUUCGGAGGCGGCCCAGAGGGUCUUUAACAGGCUAACACUAAAAGGUUGAUUCAGAAUGAUGAGUGCGCGGGGGAUAUCAAGGUCUUUGGAAGCUCGCGGGUCCAAGAAUUGGGUGCACCAUUCUACGAUCAUGGCGGUAGAGGAGGUUGGCUAAAUCCAAGGCUGUUCGAGUCCAUAGCAGUUGAUUCCCCAUAACCUACACCGGGAAAUUUACAACGAGCCGAACCAGACUCAAUCGACUCGGAGCAUCGCGGCGAUGUCAGACACAAGUUCCCUCGAGCAAAGCAACGAGCACAUGCUCCAGUCAGCACUGGCGACUGCCUUCCAGUCCACAGACAUCGCGCCUAAAUCUGGUGCUGCUGCUGCCCCGGCCGCUCCUGCAUCACUCUCAGAUGCACCUACAGUAACUUUGGAGGUACAAGAAGAUUCUGAAACAGCCGAAGAGGACGCAUGGAAGGGAGAAUAUGAGGCUCAGGUAGAGGAAUGGCGUGCUCAGUCAGCCGAAGCUCGUGCUAAAGCGGAGCGCGAGCGUGCACGGUGGGAGCAGAUUAGGAAACGCGAAGCAGAAGAACGGCAAGCACUUGGCCAGGAGCCAGAAAACUGGGAUGCAUUGGGCUCCCAUAUUACGUCCUCAUUCGCCGCUGCAAGCGAGGUAUUGGCUUCUUCGUCUCCCUCCCUAGCCUCGACCUCCCUUACGGAUUCUGGGCAUCUUGUUGAUGAACCAAAGGGCCCGUCGAGUCAUUUACACGCCCCUCAACAUCUUAAGAUGGAUAGUGGGUCUCCGUCACAGAAAUGGGAACAUAUAGAUUCGUCUCCCACUUCUUCCUAUCCAUCUAUGUCGUUUCCCGAGACAUCUAUUCCAUCAUCACCGUCUCCGCCGCAUGUUGCACUUCAACAAACGACAGGGCGUUGUCAACCUCAGGAGCAACAUUCUGCAGGACGCAAGCCUUCCAACGUGCCACCCUCCACCAUCCCAUCCUUACUUGACAGCUCAAUCGCAUCACGGACACGAAUGAAUUUGCUGCUUUCUUCUCUUGCGAUCAAUCUAUUCCUUCCUUUUGUGAACGGGGUGAUGCUAGGCUUUGGAGAAAUAUUUGCCAAGAACGUCCUAGUGGGGUGGAUGGGGUGGAAGUCGCAGAGCGGUCGCACUGCUACGAAUGUUGGUGUUCGGAGAUGAUCUCCGUCUUGGUAGUGUGCAUACCCACCAUGUACUGAUCAUUGGAAGAAUCACAAUGUUCUUGAAUAUAUACACUUGAUGGAUUUUCAUACAAGCAGUCCCAAAAACGUUUCUUGUAUUUCAUCGCGCCCACCAUAUUACUCUGGCUUGUGUGGAUGUGCUUUGAUCUGGUACAUUCGGAAGUAUCGUUGCGGCCUAGUUGCUUCUUCGCAAGACGUGUUCUGGAAGCACUUGAUCUUUGUGACUCGGGCGUGGAAUGGUGCACCUCAAGCCUACAAUCUAACCUCACGUCUUUCGCGUUUACAUCAUUCACACUAACCUUUUAGUGCCAGAUUC
This is a messenger RNA of Suillus plorans, 1618 nucleotides long. RefSeq lists its product as uncharacterized. The transcript is spliced from 4 exons. The record is from RefSeq and is a predicted model, not a curated record. Gene Ontology annotation, biological process: protein insertion into mitochondrial outer membrane; mitochondrial outer membrane translocase complex assembly. The coding region runs from base 362 to 1282 and encodes 306 amino acids. NCBI's taxonomy places the organism in Eukaryota, Fungi, Basidiomycota, Agaricomycetes, Boletales, Suillaceae. Gene Ontology annotation, cellular component: mitochondrial outer membrane.